AUGCAGGACCACAGAAGAAAGUGGAAUGUUGAUGAGUAUAAACGUUUGGCUCGAGAAAGAACACAAAAUAAAGAGAAAGAAAGAGCAGAGAAAGCUCCAGUUAAACUAGAGUUAGUAAAGCUUAGAGAUUAUAAAGUGGACUUGGAUUCAAAAUUGGGAAUGUCACUUGUCGUCACGAAAACAACAUCUCUCUCUCAAAUCGGAGGGCACUACUGCUGUGUCUGUGAGUGCAACGUCAAAGGCAUCAUGAGCUUUUUGGACCACAUCAGCGGAAGGAAACAUCAAAAAAAUCUCGGCAUGUCGAUGAAACUGGAGCGAUCAACUUUGGAUCAAGUGAAAAAACGAUUUGAAACAAACAAAAGGAAGCGCGAAGAGGAAGAGAAGCAAUACUGUUUUGAGGAAAGAGUAAAAAAGUUGAAGGAAGAUGAAGAAAUAUGGAAAGUUCAUAAAUAG
Messenger RNA from Helobdella robusta, 453 nucleotides. RefSeq lists its product as hypothetical. The transcript has a single exon. The record is from RefSeq and is a predicted model, not a curated record. NCBI's taxonomy places the organism in Eukaryota, Metazoa, Annelida, Clitellata, Rhynchobdellida, Glossiphoniidae. Bases 1 to 453 code for a protein of 150 amino acids. Gene Ontology annotation, molecular function: nucleic acid binding; zinc ion binding. Gene Ontology annotation, biological process: mRNA splicing, via spliceosome. Gene Ontology annotation, cellular component: U4/U6 x U5 tri-snRNP complex; spliceosomal complex.